Blepharisma stoltei is the source of this 965-nucleotide messenger RNA. NCBI's taxonomy places the organism in Eukaryota, Ciliophora, Heterotrichea, Heterotrichida, Blepharismidae. The record is from the annotation of a GenBank genome assembly.
AUGAAUUCAAAGAGUAGCUUCUUUAGUCCUACAGUCAGAUUAUCUGGCAAUGAAAUUCCAAUUCAAAAAUCUUUUAGUCCUCUCCAAAUGCACAGUAACUACAAUUCAAGUUUAGAUCUGAGCAGAGCCGGUUAUUUAAUUUCAACCCAAUCCUCGCCUAUUCAAAACCUAUCACAUCCUCAAUUCUUGAGCUAUAAUAGUUCACCGAGUUGACCUUAUAUCCCAAAGCCUUAUCCAAUAAUUGCUCCUUCAUAUAAUCACAAUGCAAUCCAGAAAAAUUUUAUUCCUUACAAUCAAAAUUACAAUCCAAUACAAAAUAAUAAAAAAAGUGACGAGAAUGUCCCAUAUCAAUUAAUUGCCAGCAAGUCAGCUACAAUUAUAAAGCCAAUGGCAAAGCACAUAAUUAAACCUUUGAAGCUGCCCAAAAGACCAGAAAGAUUUGUUUAUAAAAAGCCAAGCGUUCCACCUUUACUUCCUGAAGAUAAUCCUUUGCCUCCAAAUUUGUAUUAUUCAAAGAAGCCAAGAGUAGUAGAAUACAAACCAUAUAAUAUAGAUGAUUAUAAUCAAAAUUGCAAAAAACCAUAUAUUCUUCCUAAUUUCCCACUCCAUGAGCGAUAAAAAUUUUUACUCACUCAUAGCCGGGGGUAAUUUUUUUUAUAGUAAAUUUUUUUUUGAAAUUUAAAAAAUUCAAAUUCGCAAAAAUCGGAGGGCAGAUAUUUAUUUAAUUUUUUAAAAUGCAAGCUGUUUAAAAUUAAGCCGAAUUAGAUAGAUAUUUCAUUAUACUAAUUAUCACUUAUAUAUCAAAAAUUUUUUCUAUAAAAAUUUUUGUUCGCUCACGGAGAGGGAGGAAUAAGGGGCUUGGCCCUGCUAAUAUAGGAGCAGAUGACUGGGCUCGAAAAUUUGAAAAAGAGAGAGUAAUGAAAGAAUACAGUCAAUCUGUAAGAGAAUUAAACUUCCGAAGCUAG